UCCAAGGCCUAUCGGCACAACAAAUCACGCCUGGUAAAUAGUGUACCAUUAAAUAGGCAAAUACUGGUAGUUAUUCACGAAAUAAUACCACGAUGGACAGCAGCAAUGACUUGUCGGACGAGCUGAUACGUCGCUUGAGUGUUGGCGGUACCCUGGAGGAGGUGAUCGCCAGCAACAUGUUCGAGGAUAGCAUAGAUGUGGAAACGGAGGCGGAGCUGGACGACAUUAUCAUCGUGCACAUGGACAUCCGGGAACCGCUAAGCAUGCUCAAAACACUUGUUGAGCAAAAAGUUGGAGUGUGCCUGAAUUACUACACCUUUUGGCUGCAGGAUGCACAGGAGCUGGAAUCGCACAAGAACCUCGUGGAUCAGUGCGUUAGAGGGGAAGGUCUGGUCCAAAUCAACGUGCAAAUCUCGACCAUUCGGAAACGCAUCAACAUUGCCGAUGUCCUCAAGCCCACGGAGGCCGCCUUGGCUGCUUUGGCCGAGGAUAUGGUGUCCCAACUCUCGCCCCCCGAGUCCGCCAGUCAGAAGAGCUCGUCCAGCGAAAGUCCCAUCAAAACGCCCAUCAAACGCAAGGUCAAAGAAGACUCAGAAGAGGAGUCCGUGGAAUCCAGCAAGGACGUCAAGCCAGUCUUGAACUGGGUCUUGGACAGCAAGUUCAAGCGGGAACAGGCGCGUCUGAAGAUUCCCGAGGCGGCCAUCGAAUGGACGCAAGCCCACGUAACCCACUGGCUGGAAUGGGCCAUCAAACAGUUCGAGCUACGUGGCAUCAACAUGAGCGACUGGCAGAUCAACGGUCAGGAACUCUGCGCCAUGACGCACGAGGACUUUAGCCGGAAGUUGCCCCGUGAUCCGGGCAACGUCUUCUGGACGCACCUGCAGCUGCUCAAGGAGUGCAAUUUUGUGUCCGUGGUGCACAAGCAGGCGGAGGAGCUGAGGAAACCCAAGCAACCCAGGAUCAUGGCAGCCUCUGCCAUUUCGGCCACUACGGGCUCCCUUUCCUUAGAGCAGAGGAUAAUGCGGAAAUCCUACCAAACAGUCAAGGGUUCCGAUUCCAUUGAAAGUUCUCCAACGUCUUUAAGCCCCACAAAUUACACCGCCAUUGGUUCCGGCAACAAUGGACAAGUCCAGCUGUGGCAGUUCCUACUCGAAAUACUCACGGACUGCGAGCACACGGACAUCAUCGAGUGGGUGGGCACCGACGGAGAAUUUAAGCUCAGCGAUCCGGACCGAGUGGCUCGCCUCUGGGGCGAGAAGAAAAACAAACCCGCCAUGAACUACGAAAAGCUAUCGAGGGCGCUCCGAUACUACUACGAUGGGGAUAUGAUCUCCAAGGUGUCCGGCAAGCGGUUCGCAUACAAAUUCGACUGCGACUUGAAGCUGUUGAUUGGCUACGAUGCCAAAGAGCUCUCCCGGCUGGUCAACGAACGGAAGGUAGUUCCUGAACGUGUGGCGCCCUUAGAGACCAGCAAAAAAGACACAUGACAUGGCGAGCUGCAGCUCAAGGUGGAACCCGACAUACUCUGGAAGUACGAGGAGCCUUAGCGUUGGCUGACUUUGUCGGAUAACUGCGCCUGGUUAAUAAUACAAAUUGUUACACACUUUACACAUUUUAUACUCUUAAGGCACACGAUUUUAUUAUCUAUUUCGUAUCUACUAAGCUUUAUAAUCUCUGUCUACGUAAGCUAUAGCUAUAAGUAUCGCUCUUCUACAGCUAAACAUCUUUAUUAUUAUCUGAAUAGUAUCUCUACAGUGUGUAUAUUGAAUAUUGUUCGUUACAUGAUUGUUGCGAUUUUUGUAAAAUCCAUAAAACUAAAUUCAUUUCCA
Molecule: messenger RNA, 1829 nt
Organism: Drosophila gunungcola (fruit fly)
Lineage: Eukaryota; Metazoa; Arthropoda; Insecta; Diptera; Drosophilidae
Gene: Ets97D
Product: DNA-binding protein Ets97D
Exons: 5
Coding region: 93-1487 (464 amino acids)
Biological process (GO): regulation of transcription by RNA polymerase II; cell differentiation
Cellular component (GO): nucleus
Molecular function (GO): DNA-binding transcription factor activity, RNA polymerase II-specific; sequence-specific DNA binding
Source: RefSeq, a predicted model, not a curated record